Hyphopichia burtonii NRRL Y-1933 is the source of this 1052-nucleotide messenger RNA. It is a transcript of the gene SSR1, whose product is annotated as Ssr1p. The transcript has a single exon. Bases 221 to 904 code for a protein of 227 amino acids. The record is from RefSeq and is a predicted model, not a curated record. NCBI's taxonomy places the organism in Eukaryota, Fungi, Ascomycota, Pichiomycetes, Serinales, Debaryomycetaceae.
AAAAAAGAAAAAGAAAAAAAGAAUCGAAAAAAGGUGAAAAAAGAAUUGUAAUUUUGAGAUCCGUCAGAAUCAGGUAAAAAUAAAACAAAUUGGAUAUGGGACAACAGGUUAAAAAGGCUAAUUAAAGGACGAAAAAAAAAACUUAAUACUUCUUUCUUAACAACCAAGUCUACUUGUUCUUUUCAGUACACUCGUUUAACACUCCAUUCACUCGUUCAGGAUGCAAUCAUUUUUAUUCAAGGCCACUGCUUUAGUUACUUUAGCCAGUUUAUUUCAAUCUACUUUAGCCACUCCUCCAGCCUGUUUAUUGGCUUGUGUUGCUCAAGUUGAAAAAAAAUCCGACUGUUCUGGAUUGAAUGAUUUAUCAUGUAUUUGUUCUAAUGAAUCAAGCAACAUUGAAUCAUGUUUAGACAGUGCUUGUCCAGAUGGUGAUGCUGAUGCUGCCAAAGAAGCUUUCAAAGAUAGUUGUGGUGAUGAUUACUCCAAUAAGAAAGCUUCUUCUUCUAAAGCUUCUUCUUCCACCGCUUCUUCUUCUAAAGCUUCUUCCAGUGCUUCUUCCAGUGCUUCUUCUGCUGAAGAUUCCUCUACUGAAGCUGCUUCUUCUACCGAAGCUUCCUCUACCGAAGCUUCCUCUACCGAAGCUUCCUCUACCGAAGCUUCUGCUACUUCAUCUGCUUCUGCUCCAGCUUCCACCACCCUUGCUGCUGAAUCUUCUGAAUAUGCUUCUUCCUCGGAAGCUGUUACCUCUGAACCAGCUUCCUCUGCUGCUACCUCUGAAGUUUCCUCUUCUUCCGCCACUUCCUCCGCCCCAGAAAUUGGUACUCAAUCUGCCGAUGGUGCUAACAUUGCCAAAGGUGUUUCCGUUGGUGCUGCUUUACUUGGUUUAGCUGGUGCUUUAUUAUAAGUCUAAACCUCUUGUCUUUUAAUUCUUAUACCCAUAAAUUCCUCUUUUGGUCAUUCGUUCGAUUAUUUUCUAUAAAAAAAAACACAAAAAAUUUUCUUUUUCAUUCAAAUAUUAAAUGUUAGGUGUUCUUUUUCUACCUCUUUCUUCC